AUGGACGCCAUGGACAUCGACAUGCCCUCACCGGUGGCGCCGCCCAUUUGCGUGCUCGACAAGCUCCCCGCCGAGAUCCUCCUACAGCUCACCGACUACCUAUCGCAACAAGAGCUCCAAGAUCUAGUCAAAGCGUCGCCGCGCAGCCAGUCGCUGCGCAAGCUCAACAUCCUAACAUUUGCAUGCAAGACCUUCGCGCCCUGGCGGCGGCGCUGGACGAUGUUCAGCCAAGCAUAUUCCGCCGCGCUCCUCGAAGCACAGGACGCCGCAUGGAACGCGAAUCCGACCGGUGCAUCAUCGCCCGCGAUCCAGUCGUUUACCGUGUCCGUCGUCAGCUCGGCGCAGGUCCACCGCGAGGGAACGGUGAAAAAGGGCGACAAGGAGAAGCACCUGGAGUCGGUCAUGCAGACUGUCUUCGAAUGCUAUGGCUUUCUCCCGCCGAACUGGGCGGCGAGCGCGGCAGAGCCGUUAUCGCCUUCGAAACAUAGUAUCCGCCAGCUGAAGCGGUAUACGUUGAGGAGCGAGGCGCUGCGGUUUCCGGUCAUCACCGAGAGGAUGGUUUUUGAUGUGAUUAAAGGGCUGUUUGAUGAAUCACAAGCGGAUGAGAGGGGGUAUUUAUGCUUGAAAAAGCUAGGCUGCGAGUUGGGGCUACUCAGGAAUGAGCUGGAGACAGUGACCGGCGCACCGGUAUCUCUCAUCCGGAGGAUCGUUCCGCACCACAACAUAGAAGCCGGGGAGGAGCUGAUGCAGUGUUAUAUGCUCAUUACGGCAUAUUUGAUGUACACAUCUCUCGAGCCGUCACAGCUGCGAGGGGUAAUUGUGCGUGCGACUCCGGUGGAGAACGUCGGGAAGCACUACGAUGAUCGGCGUAAGGUGCUGACGGAGUAUCUCUGCUUUUUGGGGCUGUGGAUGGAUCUGUGGGAGGCGCAGAUAGGGUUGAUGAGGUUUCCCAGGGAGUAUAGAGUGCCUCUGAGCGCAUUUACACCGCAGAACAGACGAGUGCUGCAUGGGGCGUUGAAGGUGGCUCUAGGAGAGAUGUUUGCGCCUGCAAAACCAAUCAUGAGAGAAGCAAGCGAGCUCAUGAAGAUCCGAGCUUAUGCUGGCACCGGGAAAACUAGGUGUCUUGUAGAAUACGCAAAGCUGCGACCACGGAAGACCUUCCUCUACGUAGCAUUCAACAAGAGCGCUGAAAUGGAUGCGAAAUUGAAGUUUGGAUCCAAUGUGACUUGCAAAACCGUUCAUGCUCUCGCUCUCAGUGUGCUCAGUCAUCUCGCCCCACACGUCUAUGCGGCCAAGGAAGAUGAAACUAUGCCGAUCCCGAGCUUUUGGGGAAGUAAACAACUCGUGGAACUGCUGAAGCUCGACGAGGAACAGGUCAUCAGAGAUUCACUCCAGAACCCGGAAGCACACUACAAGCCUGGCCGCAGGAAGAAACGAACCACCGCAGAAUCCGAUCGCGCAGCACAACCAGGAUACCAGCCCAGCCAGACUCAGGAUGGGCAAAAGAAGCCAUUUCCUACCGCCGCCACCGUCGCAAAUGUCGUUAAAAGGACUUUGGAGCGGUUCUGGAACUCUGUUGAAAGCGACGUCCAGGAGAGUUGCUUGCCGAAGUUCAUGAUCGAAAAGCUAGGCUUGAAAUCCUCGGUGGUGUUGCGGUGGGCUAAGGAUAUUUGGCGGGAUAUUGGGCGUGCAGUUGCACCUUGGCUUCCCCACGAUGCGUAUCUCAAGCUUAUGUAUCUCUUGGGCGUGGGAACCGAGGGUGACAAGAGGGCGUUUGGGCAUUACGAUGUCAUAUUGUUCGACGAAGCCCAGGACGCCAAUCCAUGCAUGGCCACCAUCAUUCUUCGGCAACAGGCGAGGGGCGUCGCACUGAUCGUGGUCGGAGACCCCUACCAACGCAUCUACGGCUUCCGCGGCGCCGAGAACGAGGUUUUCGAUGACGAAAGGUUCCCGCCUCAGACGACGCAUUAUCUUACGUGGAGUUUCCGAUUCGGCGACGGGAUAGCUUCGGUGGCCAACAUCCUUCUCAGCGCACUCGGCGAAAAGGUUCCAGUUAACGGUGUCCGAAAAAUUGACUCCGUUAGUGCCGUAGCAAAAACCGCACAGUUAGCAUCGCAUCCAGAGGAGUCAUUCACCGUAAUAUUCCGCAAAAACGUCUCGUUGAUAGAAUACGCCAUCAUGCUCGGUAUCCAAUGCCCCAAUCACAGGAUGUGCCUGAAGAUCCAACGCAACUUCCGGAAAGCAACACUGUUCACCAACCUCCGCGAAGCACACGCACUCCUACACGAGGGCCGCAUCGCAACUACCUACCCCCUCAAGAGCUGGAAAACCUGGGAGGACCUCAAAAACCACAUCGAAGCGGAGCAUGAAGACGGCGGCUCCUCCGAUUCACCAAUUCUCAGCCUUGUCGUUCAGCUCGAAAAAACCUUAAUGGACCCAACCUUCCCCGCACUCCUCCAACGUGUGGAAGCAAACGUCCUCGAUGAUUCGGAAAUGCACCUCGCGGACAUCAUCCUCAUCACCGCCCACCAGGCCAAGGGGCUAGAAUGGGACCGCGUCCACGUUUUCGACGACUUCAAACCCGACUAUUCCGUUCGCAACCGCCUCCAAAAGAUCAAAUACUGGCGCGAGGAAGCAUGCGUCCUUUACGUCGCCCUCACCCGCGCCCGCAAAGAACUACUAAUCCAGUCUCCUCUUCGAGAAUGGCUCACUGGCGACCGCGGCUGGCAAAAAACAUACCUUCAGCUGAAACCCAGCACUUGCCAGUUCAUCGAAUCUGCCAUGGACUCGUUUCAGCUAGAGUUUGAGCCACUCCGUCAACUGAGCAAUAUCCUCAUAAAUACCCACAACCUCAUCCCGCCGAACAGCUUCACGGGAGUUAUCGAUCUCUCGCCGAACUUGAACUCCCCUGUACGAGGGGGUGCGGUGUGUCGCCCCGGCCCUACGUUCAACGUCGCGCACAGAGAGAUCAUGUGCCUACGCUGCGCUUCAUUGAUCAUGUCGAAUCUCCCCGUCCAUCGCCACGGAAGUUGUCCGGAAACGGAGCAGUAUGUGCGCGUAAUUGUUCAGAGGAUCUUGAGGCUCGAGCAGAGCGAAGAUGAUGAGGAGGUCGUAUGGUGUGAGCGAUCCCCAUGGGUGGAGGUUUGGCUGGCGUGGGGUGGCGUUGAAAUGGAGCGCGUUGAUUUUUGGGGUAGAGGGGUGUGGCAGCAGUUGGUGCGGGAUGUGGAGGAAUAAUGUUAGGGGGAUAUAAUUGUAAAUGGAUACGGACGAUUCUUGGGUGCCAACUUAGGUUACGGUAGUGUAUUGAGUAUGGUACAUAUUACCUAUUUGCAUUGGGAAAUGGACUUGCUACACUAUGUUCUACGAAAGAUGCCCCCAUUGUCUCGAAGGUCUUAUAUGUAUAUCAUACUUCUUUGUCAUAUGUACGUCCUCUCUAGAUCAGAG
Molecule: messenger RNA, 3444 nt
Organism: Tricharina praecox
Lineage: Eukaryota; Fungi; Ascomycota; Pezizomycetes; Pezizales; Pyronemataceae
Product: P-loop containing nucleoside triphosphate hydrolase protein
Exons: 3
Coding region: 1-3234 (1077 amino acids)
Biological process (GO): replication fork processing; double-strand break repair via homologous recombination
Cellular component (GO): nucleus
Molecular function (GO): ATP binding; hydrolase activity; DNA binding
Source: RefSeq, a predicted model, not a curated record